AAGAUCAUUGCCCCUUUUCCCAUUAUACUCGUUGACGCAGCCCUGAAAUUUCAUAUUUCCAACCAAAUCUAUCUAGAUAUUAGAUACAACAUCUCGAAAUUUAUCUUUAAAUUUAUCUUUUAUACAAUGACCAGAGUCAACGGCCUCGAAGUUUACACCUAUGAGAAUGGAGAUGAUGUACCUGUUCCCGAAAACUCGGAAAGGUUCCAGAUAGUAGAGGCUAUUUCACACCUAGCAUUGGCAGUCCACGAGAGCCCAGAAGGAAGGAGGAGACUUGUCCAAGUUGCAACCGAAGUCGUUAGACAACGAAACCACCCAGGAAAAGGAAAGCCACCUGUUCCCCAUAUAUAUAACCACCCGAUCGAGGAGAUGCCUCAUUGGAUUGACGUGUUCCUCCGGAGGAUGAGGGCCAACUUUCCCGGCGUAAGGUUAAAUCGGACGGACGGGGAAGCGGCGGCGCAGAAGAAAACCUGGGGCACCGACAUGAACCGAUGGGACCCUAAAGAAGCUGGAUUUUUCGAAUUCCAGAUAAUGAUCAUUAACAACAUGAUACACGCUCGGCGACUGGAGCCCAACGUUGCCCGACUCAAUUAUUCACGAUUCAAGUUUCAAAUGGUGAUUUCAGUUGCUCAUGAGAUGGUCCAUCUUCUUGUUGGCUAUCUAACUGGAAGUCACAGUCCACCUACACCACCGGGAGUUACCUUGACGCCAUUCGGUAACACGGUGUCAGGCGAAUCUGGACGCUAUUGGGAAUCUAUUCUCCUCGGUGGCGUAGUCGAGUUUUAUCAGGAUCGCAACGAUCCCCUGGAAGCAAGGCAAGCCGGUGUCCCAUGGCUGAUCCAGGACGGUCGGAACAACGUAUCGGCUCGUAUGGUUUCUAUGGACUAUAUUAAUCGUUUUUUGAAUGGAAAUUUCCUAUUCCCAGUCCGCACCUCUAGUAGCGUCCCAGAGACUGAUCGCAAUGGACUGCGCGGCAUUAGCCCAGAGAUGGCAGAUGUGCGCGCUCGUGCAGCGAGACGUCGCAAUAAUCCAGCAGACGCAUCUCUCCAAGUUGGAUCUAGUAGUGCAAACUCCACUAUGUCUUAUCGUAGGCCGCCGCAAGGGGACCAGAGAUAUGCCGGGUAUUUCCCACCGCAAGAUCCAUAUGGGUCCAGUCAAGCUGGGCCUUCAUACACCAAUUCUUCGACGUCGAGGUAUGAUUACGACAACUAUAACAGGGGUUAUGGGGGGUACGGGCACCGGAGGUAGUUCAUCCGGUGAGAUUUUCCUCCCUAAAAUUGUAUAGGUAGCUUAGCAGGACGAGUUGGAUAUUUUGGACUUUGAAUUUUGGAUAUGUCUGUAUAGAUGAGGUAGGUACCUAGGUAUUGAUUAGUCAAUUGUUGCUUCAAGUUUAAUCUUACCAUGUAAGCCUUAAGAAGAAUGCUAUCUGUGCUCCGGAAAUAUUCUUGGAAAAGCUGGACUACAAAAAUAAGACAGAUUCCCAAGUAGUAAGAGU
Molecule: messenger RNA, 1495 nt
Organism: Annulohypoxylon truncatum
Lineage: Eukaryota; Fungi; Ascomycota; Sordariomycetes; Xylariales; Hypoxylaceae
Exons: 2
Coding region: 127-1248 (373 amino acids)
Source: RefSeq, a predicted model, not a curated record